AGUAAUAGUCCCACUACCCCCCGAAUUCCUUAAUUUUGGAGUUAGGAGUUAGGACACUUAAGACUGUCUUAACUACUUAUAGUGCUUACGUGCGUGGAUUCGUAUAUAUGUAUGCACAGAUGUGUGUAUUAAUAAUUCAAGAAAAUUUUUUCCCAGGAGGGCAUGAAUUCAGAUAAAUUUAAUUCGUAGGAAGAACAUAUAGACAUCAUUAAUCAGUUUAAAUGGAGAUGGAUGAUGAAAAUGGCAAGAGGAACAGAGGCAAGAGUAGAGGAAGGACGAGAGGCAGAGGUAGAGGAAGAGCCAGAGGACGUACUAAAAAAGCUGUAAAGGUAAUUGAGAGCGAUGACGAGGAUAUGCCUCAUACAGGAGAUGAAUGUACAAUGGACACAAGUGCUCCUGAAACGGAGCAGCUAGAGGAAGCACCACAAACACAGCCAGCCCAAGAGACCUCGCCUGUAGCACAGCAGCACACAUCACCGGUAGUACAAACCCCAACUAAGCAGCCAGCUCAGCCAGUAGUGCACCAGCCAUCAGUGGAACAACAAUUUGAUUUGGAAGCUGACAUCUCUCAGUUAGAAGCCCCAACAUUCACAACAAUCAAUCGAGGACCACCUGAACCUAUGCUCAGGUUGAGGUGGGACCACCGCGUUAACUUGAUUGGAGAAAAAGUUUUGAAUCCUAUGAUACACUGCUGUGAUAAAUGUUUAAAGCCUAUUUUAAUAUAUGGCAGAAUGAUACCUUGUAAACAUGUAUUUUGCUUGUUGUGUGCUAAAAGAGAAGACAAAGUGUGUCCCAGGUGUAUGGAAAAAGUGUCUAGAGUUGAACAGACUGGCCUUGGUACUGUAUUUAUGUGUACACAUGGGGGUACCAGAUAUGGUAAUGCUGGAUGUCGCAGGACAUAUCUUAGCCAAAGAGAUUUACAGGCUCAUAUUAAUCAUCGACAUGUAGCAGCUCCACCACCUCAACCAGUUCCCAGUAUGCAGCUUGAUGGUCCAUCAGCAUACAUGCAUGCAAAGGGCCCAGAUAUGCUUUUGGAUGCCCAGCUAAUGCCAGCCAAAUCUAGUAACCCAAGCAAUCGCAUGAAAUCCAUGGGAUCUGGUGGACACAUGAGUGGUCCACCAGUUGCCAUGGGUAACGACCCUCGCGUCAAUCAACAGUCUUCAGGGAUGGAUCACAGACAAGCUCCCCCACCUCAUCGUCACUAUUCUCAAAACUCAUCACAGCAGCAACAGCAGCAAUCUGUGAAUUCGCAAAUGCGCUCGAACUUAAUAACUGUACCUAUACAGGAUACAACAACUAUUGCUGCUCAUGAAAUACAGCAGCAACAGCAGAGUCAUCAUUACUAUCAUCCUGAUAAUCAUGUUAAUCCCAGUUUGACGACGAGACAUGUUGUGCUAUCAGGCCAGCCUCCACCACCCCCUCCACAAGUCAAUUAUGGUGGUUAUGGAGUAAAUGUAGGUCCGCCUCCACCUCCACCAGCAGCCCAAGCGCAACAAUACUAUGGAGCACAUCCUGUCCAACUAGGGUAUGCAGUGCCUCAGCAGCAAUACGGUGUUGCUGCUGCACCUAGAUCAGCCUAUGGAGUCCAAGAGGCACAAUAUGCUCCUCAACAACCACCUCAACCGCCACAACAGCAGUGGGCUCAGCACCAACAACAAUUUUAUAGAUAAAGACGAGAUCGUGAAGGUGUUGUUUGUUCAAUUAUCUUUUGAGAGACACGCUUUAGAUGUGCAUCAAUUUUUUGAAUUGACAAGUAUUUCGCGUGUAUUAUACCGUGACAAAAAUAAUUAAUUUUAAGUUUCAUUUAAAACAAGACAAUGGAUGGUACUCGCGAAUGGAGUUUGUGGAAAUGGAUUACAGCAACAAGUGAAAUCUAUGUAGGCGAGUGAAGUGAAUGCUAACGAGACGUUCGAUUAACAAUAUUUCAAUUUUUAACAAAGUGUACUAUCAAUUUUCCGCAACAAACGUGUUUUAACAGAAAAAAAUUAUGUGAAUUUAAGUUAAUGAAAAACUUUAUUAUGUAUAUAAUAUAUUAUAUCACACAGGAGUAGAAUUUUUUGAAGCUGAUUAAAUGAUCAAUAUUUUAAAAAAUAAUAAUUUUAGUUGAGAGUAAUGGAAUUGUAUAUACAAUUUUAACUGAAGUACUGUAUGUACUACAAAUUUUUUUUAACACUGUAUUUCAUUUUUCAAAAUUGUAACAUCUAGAA
Messenger RNA from Copidosoma floridanum, 2207 nucleotides. RefSeq names its product E3 ubiquitin-protein ligase Hakai (gene Hakai). Gene Ontology annotation, molecular function: ubiquitin protein ligase activity. The record is from RefSeq and is a predicted model, not a curated record. Lineage: Eukaryota; Metazoa; Arthropoda; Insecta; Hymenoptera; Encyrtidae. Gene Ontology annotation, biological process: regulation of cell adhesion; protein ubiquitination.